AAGAAGAAGCGUUCUGCGCUGUCGGCCGUCAAGAAUCGUGGUUCUCGGAAGCCGGUCGCAAUGCGCCGUCGCUCAUCCCAGUGGACCCUCGCCACCAAGGACGACAAUGCGUCGGACUCGGGCGAGGAGUACGUCCCUCCGUCGCGGUCGUCGCGCCACCGCCGCCGGCGAUCGUCGCGGCGCAAGUCAAUGUCUCAGCCGACGUCGCCCGCCAGGUCGCGCCGCGGGAGCCACAGGUCGUCGUCGCCGGGGCCGCAUCGCUCCAGCCUGUCGUCUUCGAUGACGUCGUCGACGUCGAUGGCCUCGUGGUUGUCCCGAGCGCCGCGCGGUGCGGCUGCCGCCCUGGCCACCACUGACGACGACCUCUCGUCCGAGAUGGACAGCACCGAUGAGGACGCCGAAACCAAAAGGCUGCGCGAGCCGUCGUUCAACAUGGCCCCCGAGAUGAGCGGCUGCCUGCUGCAGUUCGCGGUGGACGUGAGCCGCAAGCUGCGCGAGGGCGGCGACACGCGCAACCUCCUCGUGUCACCCCUGCUGCUGGCCGGCAUGCUGGUCAUGCUGCUGCACGGCUGCGCGUCGCGCACCAGUGCCUCGGCGGCAGCCCUGGGUCGCGCGCUGCACGUGCACUGGGCGCCGUUCCGCAUGGCGCGCUCCUACGACCGCGUGGCCCGAGCGACCCUGGCGCCCUUCCGACGGCCCAAGCUGCGCGUGCACCACUUCACCUACACGUGCUUCAUGGCGCUCUUCCACGACGACAGCGUGCCACUCGCCCACUCCUACUACCAGAUGCAGGAGCGCCUGUCGUACCUGCUGGUGAGGCGCAACUUCGCGCAGGAUGCCGAGCAGUGCCGCCUGUCGAUGGACGCCCUGGCGCGCGCCCUCUCGUCGUUCGCCUUCAAGCCGGGCCACGACAUCUUCCCGCCGGGCUCGGUGGACGAGCGCAGCCUGGUCGUGCUAUUCUCGUGCAUCCGCCUGGAAGGAGCAUGGCGACACUCCUUCCAGCCGGUCAGCGGGGACUUCCACGAGACGCCCGAGGCCGCCGUCACCGUGGCCAUGAUGCGACAGACGGGCUCAUUCCGCAUGUACCGAUGCUCGGAGCUUGAGGUGACGGUGUUGGAGCUUCCGUACGAGAACCGCGACGUGUCGCUGGUGGUGCUCCUGCCGCGGCGUCUCGACGGUCUCGCGGCGCUCGAGAAGCGCCUGACUGCUGCUCGCCUGCUUCACUGCGUUGCGCGACUCGAGGAGCGGCACAACGUGACGGUGUACAUGCCCAGGCUCAAACUGCGGAGCGUCACCGACCUGGGGCCCGUGCUGAAGGAUAUGGGCCUCGGCGUGCUCUUCACGGACGAGGCGAACCUUAGGUACCUGAGCAAGGCAGAAGGCGCACACCUGUCCGGCGCGCGUCACGUGGCCGUCCUGCACGCCAACCGGAAGGGCGCCACGGGUUCCGAUAGCGCCCCCUCCACUCCCCCUGUUGGCCGCGGCGUGGUCUCUCCGCCGUCGAUGGGCGCCAGUCCGCCCACAAGCCCACCGAGCGGGUCUCUGUCUCCCGCACCAACCGCGUACUCUUCCAGCGCAAUGAGCAGCGGCUCCGCUUUUGACGAGCCGCGCAGCCUGGCGCAGUUCGUGGUCGACCGGCCCUUCAUGUUGCUCAUGCUCAAGCGCAGACCCGACGUCGUGCUCCUGCUCGGCUCCGUCAAGAAGUUGGUUUAG
Messenger RNA from Dermacentor silvarum, 1713 nucleotides. Its product is annotated as serpin B3. Lineage: Eukaryota; Metazoa; Arthropoda; Arachnida; Ixodida; Ixodidae. Gene Ontology annotation, molecular function: serine-type endopeptidase inhibitor activity. The record is from RefSeq and is a predicted model, not a curated record. The transcript is spliced from 5 exons. The coding region runs from base 61 to 1713 and encodes 550 amino acids.